Messenger RNA from Sander lucioperca (pikeperch), 2861 nucleotides. It is a transcript of the gene ppt2b, whose product is annotated as palmitoyl-protein thioesterase 2b. The coding region runs from base 303 to 1217 and encodes 304 amino acids. The record is from RefSeq and is a predicted model, not a curated record. Gene Ontology annotation, cellular component: lysosome. NCBI's taxonomy places the organism in Eukaryota, Metazoa, Chordata, Actinopteri, Perciformes, Percidae. Gene Ontology annotation, molecular function: thiolester hydrolase activity. The transcript is spliced from 9 exons.
ACGUUUAAUUUAAAACCGGAACAAACAAAAGAAACCAAAGCAAAGUUUAGCAGCUGAUGUAGUGUUUUCGUCGAAGUGUUAUUAAGAAAUAAAACAUACAGUGUGGGUGUAAAACAGGAUAUUUAAGGGACACUGAACAGCUGACAUUUGGCUCUUUUUUACCCUAGCUUGGAAAAAGAAAUGGACAUGAAGAUGAUAGCACAUUAGCCAAACAUCAAGAUUUUAUGUUUUUUUAUUUUAUUUAGUAAUCGCUCUUUAAUUUAGGAAACCUUUAAGUGUUUAUUUUGAAAUUAUUUUAAGUUAUGAUGAAGGGCUCUCAUUCUGCUUUGUCAAACCGGAGGAGGAGCAGCAGCGGGGCGGCCGGGCUCCUGUAUCCGCUGCUCGGUGCGUGUCUCUGGGCUGCAGUGGUCGGGUACAAGCCGGUGAUCAUAGUGCACGGUUUGUUCGACAGCUCAGGGGAUUUUAUAAAUUUACAGCGGUUCAUUAACGAGUCUCAUCCUGGAACAAAUGUGACAGUCAUCGACUUGUUUGACAGAAGUGCCAGCCUGCAGCCCAUGUGGAAGCAGGUGGAAGGAUUCAAGGCAGCUAUUUACCCAAUAAUGCAAAACGCAGAAGACGGGGUGCACUUUAUCUGCUACUCUCAAGGUGGGCUGGUUUGCAGAGGAAUCCUCUCCACUCUCUCUGACCACAACGUCCAAUCUUUCAUCUCUCUGUCCUCACCUCAGGCCGGGCAAUAUGGAGACACAGACUACUUGAGAUACCUCUUCCCACAGUUUGUGAAGUCCAAUCUCUUCCAUCUCUGCUACACGUCAAUGGGUCAGAGGAUCUCCAUCUGCAACUACUGGAAUGACCCCCACCACAGAGACCUGUAUGUGAACAGCAGUGAUUAUUUGGCUCUACUCAACAGCGAAAGACCCAAUCCAAAUUCAACAGAGUGGAAGAAGAACUUCCUCAAAAUCAAAAAGCUGGUGUUGGUCGGAGGACCAGACGAUGGAGUCAUCACUCCCUGGCAGUCAAGUCAGUUCGGAUUCUAUGACGACAACGAGACUGUCGUUGAGAUGCAGCACCAAGAUUUGUAUUUAAGAGAUGUUUUCGGUCUGAAGACGCUGGCGGCUCGUGGAGAUCUGAUCAUCUGUUCUGUUCCCGGCGUCCAACAUGUGUAUUGGCACUCAAAUGAGACAGUGUUUCACACGUGCAUGGAGAAGUGGCUGGUGUAGAACAAAACUCAUUUACAGCACACACAGAUGCACACACACACACAGAUACACAUGCUGUUUCCAGUCUUUAUGCUAAGCUAAGCUAACCAGCUGCUGACUGUAGGCUCAUAUUUAUUGUACGGACAUAAGAGUGGUAUCAAUCUUCUUCUAGAAAACUAAAACUCGGCAAGAAAGUGAAUAAGCAUAUUUCCCAGAAUGUUAAACUAGUCCUUUUAAUUAUUUGUUUUAAACCGUGUUGCUGCUGUCAAACAAGUCCAGCACAUCUCUUUCUGCUGAAGGUACUUUCUCAGAAAAUUAGCACAAGGCGCAAACUCAGAAGCAACAAAUGAGAAGGAUCCCAUAAACUUGCUAAAGGUUUAACUAGCUAUUAUGUUAUUACAGUCUUCAACGGUAAAGCAAAUCAGACAUUAAAGGAGCACUCUGGCACUUUAGUAUUGCAUUUCAGUAAAGUAAAGGGACUUGUAAGAGAGAGACUAAAAAGAGAGAGGUCAAAAAUCAAUGGAGCAGAGGUUGAGAAACAUUUUACUGUUUUCACAGCCUGACUAGUUCCUCACAACUGAAAUAUGUCGUGUGUAGAAAAUUGGUGGAGUGCGCCUUUUAUUUGUAUGAAAGCGAGCCCGCAUACAUACAGUAUAUAUAUCCGUGUGUGUCUGUGUGUGUUUGGUCACACAUACCUCAAAACCCCACAUAACACAACAGUGCCUGAGCGACAUUCUCUCAACUUGUCUACAUGUAGAAACUCAAUGCCCUGCUCAUGUUAUGAUGCAGUAAUUUACAUAUUUUUAUUCUUUUAUUUUUAACCCGGGGGGGGGUGUCGGUCGGUCGGUUGUGUUUUCCUCUUUGUUUUUUUAGUGUAUACAUCUGAUCGUGAAUAUCAUGAUUAUUGUCAUUGUCAUGCAGUGCUUUGGAGCUUUAGUAGAUUAAGCCUUAAAGUUUCCCCUCAUGCCUCAGUGUUUCAUGUCCCAUACAAAGUGCUACGACACACUGCCUCUUCUGUGGUGAUGGUGCUAAAAAUAAUGAUAUGGAGGGGUGGAUGUAGAGUGGCCGGAGAGUGGCAGUGCUAUAUUAGUGUUUACUUGUCCACCUGACUAUUGUACGUGGCGCUCUUUACCUCUCAUCGCAUUUAGAUAUCUCAGGCCUUUGAGCUUUAUUAUUGUCUGUUUGUUGGAAAAGGGAUUGUUGUCUCUUAACUGUUUGCAUUUUAUUGGAUGUUUAUGUACUUUAUAGAUGUUUCUUUCCAGAAGAAAAGCAAUGGAAAUAUCUUUUGUGUGAUAAACAAGAAGUGAAUUUGAAUGGGUAAAAACAUGUGCAUUGCACAAUGUUUAACCAGAUAAAGAAAAGGGAAAUGGUGAAGAUGGGAUGAUUUUAACUGUUUUAAAGUUGUUAGAUUUGUAGUAUUAUUUUAAUAUUGUUGCAUCCUUUUGUUUAAUGUAUGCUAGUUGUACAAGUUAACCUAACUACAUAAAUGUCCUCUCUGUUCAGUUUUCUUGCUUUAAAAACAGUAAAUGUGGUUAUGGACAUUUUUUUAAAACUUAAACAGAAAUAACUUUUUUGACUACAAUCCUACAAUUUCUACAGUUUUUGGUCUGCAAGUGAAUGUGUCAAAUGUUGUCAAUUCCUCAAUAAAAGACAGUUUUGAACAUC